Aspergillus caelatus is the source of this 1509-nucleotide messenger RNA. Its product is annotated as cytochrome P450. Bases 1 to 1509 code for a protein of 502 amino acids. Lineage: Eukaryota; Fungi; Ascomycota; Eurotiomycetes; Eurotiales; Aspergillaceae. Gene Ontology annotation, molecular function: heme binding; iron ion binding; oxidoreductase activity, acting on paired donors, with incorporation or reduction of molecular oxygen. The transcript has a single exon. The record is from RefSeq and is a predicted model, not a curated record.
AUGUCCACCAACUUAGCUUUCAUAAUCGUGAGCUGUAUGCUAGGCCUAUACCUAGUUCACGACUUUCUGUAUCCCAAAACAAAACCACUCCCACCCGGCCCACGGCCCUUGCCCUUGAUAGGAAAUAUCCAUCAGCACCAAUCCUCAUCACCAUGGGGAAAGCAUCAGGAGUGGCACCGAAAAUACGGCCCCAUCAUCACCCUGAAGCUAGGCUCGCGUACAGUGAUCAUGCUAGGCUCACACAAAGUAGUUCGCGACUUUGCCAGAAUGGGAUUUCUCUAUUCUUCCCGCCCUCGUCUGAUACUGGUCGGGGAAUGGAUGUUCAGCGGUAUGCUUCCGGCGCUCAUGCCCAACGGUGCACAAUGGGAAGCCUCCCACAAACUAAUCGCGCCUUUAUUCGGCGGAAAUGCUGUAAAAGCAUAUAAUGAAGUGGAGGAUUUGGAGAGUGCACGCAUGGUAUAUGAGUUGCUAGGGAAACAGUGGUAUUCCACCUACUUCCGUACUUAUGCGUCUGGUAUUGCCAACCUCUUGGGGUAUGGACACCGGGACGGACCCGAUGAGGCUGCGCGAGUCGAGGCCUUGAUCUACGAGGCUUUCGGUGCGGUUUCCAUUGACAAGGUGCUGGUGGAUCUGUACCCCUGUUUGAAUCAUCUGCCAGCUGUAUUCGCGAAGUUUAAGCUCACUGCGCGCAGUCACCAGAAGCAUGUUCUGGAUUUGUGGUCCAUGCGGGCCAAACGCGCGAUCCAACGAUCUGAUGUUUGGAGCUGGGCGCAGGUGGUGCACAAGAAUAAGCCUGAAGACGUCGUGUCCUGGGAGCAUUUUAUCUUUCUGCUUUUCGAGCUGGAGUCUGCCGCAACCAUUACGACUGCCCAGUUUCUGAAUAUAUUUGUAGCGGUCGCCCUUGAGCAUCCAGAUUCCAUACAAAGAGCGCAACAGGAGCUGGACGCUGUGGUCGGUCGCGACAGAUUGCCUAGCUUUGCUGAGCAGGAUCAACUCCCAUACCUGAAUGCGUUCAUAUUGGAGAUUGCGCGGCAUCGCACGAUGGUCCCCGUGGGGUUCCCACAUGCCGCUAUGGAAGAGGGUGAAUAUAUGGGCUACCGCAUCCCAACCGACGCACUGAUUAUAUCCAAUCAGUGGUUAUUAAAUAUGGACGAAUCGACCUAUGAUAAUCCAGAGGUCUUUCGACCGGAUCGGUGGAUUGAGAAUCCUAGCCUACCAUUGCCGUCUCUAUUUGGUUUUGGGCGACGAAAAUGCCCUGGGGAGAGAAUGGCCAAGGACUCUAUUUUUAUUGCAAUUGCACGGUUGUUAUGGGUAUUUGAUAUUAAACAAAGUGGACAGGAAAAGUAUGUGUCUUCAACUGACACUCAUAAUCUACUGUACAUACCACAGAUUGAAAACGUCACCUUUGAGGUCCGCAGUACAAAGCACCGGGCAGUGGUUGAGAGGCAGUGGCGGGAGAUGGACAAGCACGAGAGACAUCUGAUGGAAAGGAUCAGCCGGCAUAUGUAA